AUGUCUGACAUCGAGAAGUCUCCCGAAAAGGACAUCGCCACGUCCGGCAACGACGAGAAGGCCGGCGCCAUCCUCAAGCACGCCGACCGCAACGAUGCCGACGAGGCUCUCAAGGUCCUGCAGGGCGAGAAUGGCGAGGUCAUCGAGCUCACCCCCGAGGACGAGCGCAGGCUGCUGAGGAAGAUCGACUGGAACCUCAUGCCCCUGCUGUGCUUGGUCUACGGCCUCAAUUAUCUCGACAAGACCACCGUGUCGUACGCCUCCAUCAUGGGCCUGAAACAGGACAUCGGCCUGUCCGGUCACCAGUACAGCUGGAUUGGUUCCAUGUUUUAUUUCGGCUAUCUGUUCUGGGAAUAUCCUACCAACCGCCUGUUGCAGCGGCUUCCCCUCGGAAAAUGGAGCGGCUUCAACGUGAUCAUGUGGGGCUUGGUUCUCUGCUGCAUGGCUGCCACUAAGAACUUCGCGGGUGCCAUGACUGUGCGAUUCUUCCUCGGUGUUUUUGAAGCCGCCGUCACCCCUGGCUUUGCACUCUUCACGUCGCAGUGGUAUACUACUAAAGAGCAAGGGGCUAGGACCGGUAUUUGGUUCUCUUUCAACGGCUGGGGCCAGAUCCUCGGCGGAUUCGUCGCCUACGGAAUUGCAGUUGGAACAGCCAAGCACCCCGUUGCCAUUGACUCGUGGCAGCUUCUAUUCCUAGUCAUCGGGCUGUUCACUGCUUUCAUCGGCGUCAUUUUCCUGUUUGUAAUGCCUGACAAUCAGAUGAAUGCCCGCUUCCUCACAGAGAAGGAGAAGGUCCUUGCUAUUGAACGCAUCAGGGUAAAUCAGCAAGGCGUAGGCAACAAGCACUUUAAGCUCUAUCAGUUCAAGGAAGCCUUGACUGAUCCAAUGGUCUGGGCUUUUGUGUUUUACAGUUUGGUUGCUGAUAUCCCUAAUGGCGGGAUAAGUAACUUUUUCAGCCAGCUCAUUGUGUCAUUCGGCUUCACGAACGAGCAGUCACUACUGCUGGGAACUCCUGGUGGAGCGGUUGAGGUCAUUGCCCUCGUCGUCUGCGGUAUACUAGGCGACCGCCUCGGCAACCGACUCCUGGUAUGCACUUCGGGUAUGGUCCUCGCCAUCCUAGGCAUGCUGCUCAUCACCUGUCUCGACAACAAUCACAGCAUCGGCCGACUCAUCGGGUACUACCUCACACAGGCCAGCCCCACGCCCUUUGUCGCCAUACUGUCACUCAUCUCAACCAACAUCGCCGGCUGGACAAAGAAGACCACAGUGGCUGCCAUGUUCCUGAUCGGAUACUGCGUUGGUAACAUCAUCGGGCCGCAGGUGUUCCAAGAGAAGGACGCUCCGCAGUACAGGCCCGCGGAGAUCACCAUCGUGGUGUGCUACGUGGUGAGUCUGUUGGAUGUCGGCUUCAUCUACUGGUGGUGCCGGUACCAGAACAAGAAGAAGGCAGAGGUCAGGGCGCAGCACGGUUACGUCAAGAUCGAGGGACAGGAGUUCUACGACCUGACGGAUAGGGAGAACCCUGAGUUCAUUUACUCUCUGUAA
Molecule: messenger RNA, 1545 nt
Organism: Diaporthe amygdali
Lineage: Eukaryota; Fungi; Ascomycota; Sordariomycetes; Diaporthales; Diaporthaceae
Product: mfs allantoate
Exons: 3
Coding region: 1-1545 (514 amino acids)
Biological process (GO): dipeptide transport; allantoate transport; tripeptide transport
Cellular component (GO): plasma membrane
Molecular function (GO): dipeptide transmembrane transporter activity; allantoate transmembrane transporter activity
Source: RefSeq, a predicted model, not a curated record